This is a messenger RNA of Malus domestica (apple), 4124 nucleotides long. RefSeq lists its product as uncharacterized. Gene Ontology annotation, molecular function: chromatin binding; ATP binding; DNA clamp loader activity. NCBI's taxonomy places the organism in Eukaryota, Viridiplantae, Streptophyta, Magnoliopsida, Rosales, Rosaceae. Gene Ontology annotation, biological process: DNA damage checkpoint signaling; mitotic DNA replication checkpoint signaling; DNA repair. The record is from RefSeq and is a predicted model, not a curated record.
UUCCCCCCAUAAUUUUCCUCUCUUUUUUACCCCUUUUUGUCUCCGUAAGAUCACGUUUCCGUUGCACACUCAAACUCUACCAGUCUUUCUCCCCAAAUCCCUAAAAUCCCUACAAAACCCCCUAUUUCAACUUCACCACCCAAUUCCAAAUCCCCCAAUUCACAAUUCCCAAUCCAAUCGAUGGCCGAUUCAGCUCAGAACGAGUCGCCGACGACGCCUAAACGGCAAGUCGUUCGCCGGAAACUGGUCCAGACCACAUUGUUCCCUCUCAAACCCCAGCAACAGCUCGAGGUAAACGGCGAUCUGAAGGCCGCGAGAGGUAAUGCUGGUGACGACGAAUACGGCGACGACGAGGACUUCUGUGGGAGUCAAAGUAAAACGAAGAGGAAGUCAAAGGGAAAGAAGACGCCUCCCGUUAAAGCCCCGAAGAAGGACGGUAAGCGAUCCACGAAUGGUACACCGAAGAAGAAGAUUAAUGGAACUGAAGUGGAGAGUGAAGAUGCGCCUCGAGUAGUCACCGAUUUGAGGCUAGAGGCUAGAUUGAAAGCUGAGGAAACAUCACGGAUAUUUUCAGGAAUGUUUUCUGGAAAGCAAAUACAUCCAUUUUUUUCAAUUUGUAAAGCUGGAAAAAGAAAGCGAGAGGCAACUGAAGUUGAUGGCGAUUUGAGCUACGUUGGGAGGAAGGAUAAAGAGAUCACUAGUGGUCCGAUUCAUGUGUUUGAAAGGACUCAGGAUGAUGCUGUGUUCCUUGAUUGGAGAAACUGGACAUUUUGUGAGGACACGUUUAUGAAAAGUGGUCCAGACAUGGAAUGCACGUCCUCAUCAAUUUUUGAAGGCUCUGUAGAGUGCUUAAAUUUUGAGAAGCUUCCCAUUGUUUUCCAACCCUGCAAAUUAUCGACUUUUCAGAAUGUGGUAUCCUUAGAUCAGCAUUGUAUUCAACAAGAAUUCGCUCAUGAUAUAUCACCAACAGUCCCUGGCUUCUUAGUCGAUGAGCAAUUGAUGCACUAUCAGCAGUCAAAGGAAGUAGAGGAUAAUGAGAUGCUUAAGGUUGAUUUGCUUUCUCAGCAUACCACUUAUAUAAAGAAGUCAGAUAUUGAGCAGCAGAAAAUUCUCGAGGAAAGGUUGAUGUCAAACUAUUCCAGUUGUGGUAAUCAGCCCACAAAUAGCUUAUGGACAUAUAAGUACCGGCCAAUGAAGGCUAUUGAUGUAUGUGGUAACCAUGAAUCUGUGAAUUUUUUGAGUGAGUGGCUUCGUCUUUGGUAUGAAAGAGAUUUUCGAGCCAACAGAGAUCUCACUAGGUGUUCUCAAAGUGGCUCUGAUUUAGAAAGUGAAGAUGAAGAGGCAAGCAUGAAGAAGAAUAAUGUUCUCUUAGUUACAGGGCCAACUGGGAGUGGAAAAUCUGCAGCUAUUUAUGCUUGUGCCCAAGAGCAAGGUUUUAAGGUUUUGGAGCUCAGUGCAUCAGAAUGUCGGAAUGGGGCUCUUGUAAAACAGAGGUUUGGAGAGGCUUUGAAAUCUCGCAAUUUUAGAAGAUCAGUGGCAAAUCCUGAGGGUUCACAGAACAAGUCUAUAGUGAAAUCCCUGUUUGUCGAUGCAAAUGGUAUGACAGACCUUGAGAUGGCUGAUGAUGUUAUUGAAUUGAUAGCCGUAUCAGAUGAAGAUUCUCAUGAGGCAACUGAAACCUCUGUAAAAUCCGUCUCUAAGGAGGAUUAUAGCGAAGUUAAACAUCUUAUACUUUUUGACGAUGUGGACAUCAUUUUUCUUGAAGAUCGUGGUUUCAUUGCAGCAAUUCAGCAGAUAGCUAAAACAGCCAAGGGGCCCAUAAUACUGACCAGCAAUAGUGACAAUCCUGUCCUGCCAGACAGUUUUGAUAGAUUACAAGUGCGUUUCACGUUGCCAUCACAAAAGGAGCUGCAUUCUCUUGCAUAUAUGGUUUCUGCUUCGGAGAGAGCCAACAUACAACCUUUGCUUCUUGAGCGACUUAUUGAGUGUUGUCGGGGAGAUAUUCGGAAGAUCUUUAUGCAUCUUCAGUUCUGGUGUCAGGGUGGAAGUUUUAGAAAAGAUACCAAAAUGCGAGAGUGGUAUGGUUCCCUGCUAUUUGAUGUUGAGGCUGGCCAUCUGAUGCUGCCAAAUAUGUUACCCUGGGAUUUACCUUCUCAGUUAUCUGAUGUAGUAGAGAAAGAGAUAACAAAGGCAUUAUACAUGAUGGAAGAAAGUCCAAGAUCAAUGGACGUAAUUGAAGAAAAUCUUCACGAGAUAGAAGUGCAAUACAGUAUGGACAUGCCUUGUAAUGGAAUGGAAAGUUUAGAGGCCAAGAAGGUAGAAAUGCUGAGCAGGAAUGGCUCUGUUCAUGACUGCUAUCACUAUACAGCUCAAACUGAUACUGCUUCUGAGUUUUCCAACGAUUUAGGUACCCCAUUUUCCUCGUGUCGGCGUCAUGUUCGGAAUAUGCAAGCUGUUGUAAUGUCUGAUUCUGAAGAUGAGUUUAUGACCAAUGGAUAUCGUAUAGUUACAGAUAACGCUAACGAUGAAGUCCUUGGUAUUAACCCAUUAUCUGAGGAGCUACUUAUUUUUGGAGCGGCUAAUAUAGAUGGACCUUGUGAAUGUUCAGAACUUGCAGACGAGGUGCACAUAAGCGAGACUUGCAACUCAGUUGAUAUAUCAUGUGUACCGGAAUCGUCUUUUGUUCCUGAAACUGAAAUUGAUAAUAUGCCAGAAUUAUCUUCUCAAACAGUGUCUUCUGACCAUUUUGCCAACGCCAUUAAAAGAGUAUCUUUAGACGAUGAAUUACAUGGUGGAGCCAGCAAUCUUAAUAAACUAACCUUCGUACAAGGUAACUCUGAUAAGUGGGGAAGUGGCUGUGCUACAAUUGCAGAGUAUUCUCACAAGGAGUUUGAGAAUCAAAAGGAACAUGCGGAGACUGUUGCAAGGGCUUAUCAGUUGAUGGAUGAGUGUAGCCACAUGGAUUUUAAUGAGGGCUCGCGGUUUAUACAGGGCCAAAAGUCCUCAGCGGUGACAGAUUUAGUACAAGAUUCAUGGGACAAACUUCGUGGCUCCCGCAUUGAUCUUAGACAGUAUAUUGCAUUCGAACAACCCAAUGCCUCUCAGAUUGUCAUGCUUGCUGAUCAAAUGAGCAAUUUGAUCUCAGAAACUGACAUGUUGUUUUCUAAAUGCCAAUCAUUGACAAAUGAUUCUUUUGAACUAUCAAUGAUCCCCUUGGAGGAGUCAGAUGCAUACAGCUGGUGUGAUGAGCGAUUAUUGUUGGCGUCUACAAUUGCACAGCAUGGGUUUUGCUUCUAUGCAAAACGCAUUUCUUCUGUAGGAUCAAAAGAAGGUAGUGUAGGGAGGGUGGAUUUGGCUGGGGAAAUGCUGGCUAACACAGCCAGUACGAUGGCAUUCAGUAAGUUAAUUGGGAAGGGUAUGAGAGCAAGUAAGGAUUCAUCUGCCGAAAGAAAUUCAGAGACGUUCCUGCCAAAUGCGACAAGUGAAAUCCAAUCACGUGUAUUUGAUGUAAUUCAGUCAAUUGUACCUUCAAGAACGUACUCAAAUUUGAGAGGUGGUGCACACCAUGAGUAUCUUUCUUCUCUGCGCCACAUUUCAAGAUCAGAAGCUUCUCGGUUAUCAGAAGGAGCUGAGAAGACCACCAGAAGUAGGAGGAGGAGGGUUGCUCCGCACUACUUAAGUAGUGGUGCACUGAUGUUAUCUCCUGAACAUAUAUCGUUGCUGGAUCAGUAUGGCUCAUACGGGAAAACCUCUUCACACUGACUGGGACGCAAUGUCGCUAAUCAGAUAGAAACUUUAGAUUAAGUAAAACUAACAUAGUGAGUUACUGUUUCAAUCAAGACGGAGUCAUCAGCUCAAUAAGGCUGGCAUUCGCUAGAGUAAAAUUUUAGAUACUACUGCUAUUUAUUUUAAGCCUGUUUCAACGUCAGCCAGCAUUGCCUUCACAGGAGAGGUAAUUAUUCUCCUUUGCCUUGGAAUAUGAUUUCCUUCUCAGUUCACCCAUUGUAAAGCAUUUUAGUGAUUGCAUUGUAACUUUGGUAGCAUUUGGUGCAAAGAUGUUUGGUGCAAAGAUGUUUAAAGGAAUACCCGAUUUUUUUUUAUCAGAGGUUCAGUAGCACUUUAUA